AUGUAUAGAAUACUAGGAUAUUUAAUAUAUAAUAUAACAUUUCGACUAUUUGUAUUAAUAAAAAUUUUAAAUUUUUAUUAUCAAUUGAUUAGUUAUAAAAUUAGAAAUAUAAUUUCACAAUUUUUUAUGUAUUUAUAUAUUAAAUCACCCAAAGACUAUAUAGAAUUUAUAAACUCUAGUAUAAUAAUAAAUAAUAAUAAUAAUAAUAAUAAUAAUAGUAAAAAUCAUAAUAAUAAUGAUGAUAACACAAAAAUACCAAAACAUUUGGCACUCAUUUUAAAUCAUAAAGAUCAAAGCAAAUCUAUUCAAAGCAACCAAGACACUUUAAGCUUUUACAAUAAACUAUCUGAAAUUAUAAUAUGGUCUCAUAUAAUUGGUGUUAAUAGAAUUACAAUUUUAGAUAACCACGGUUCUUUAAAAAAGAAUAUCUCAACAUUUCAAAAUAUUUUAGAUAACAAUAUAAAACCAUUUAAUAAUUUUAACAAUGAUAUAAUAUAUAGCUUCAAAUGGUUAAACAAUAAUAAAAAUAUCAAUAGUGAUAAUGAUAAUAAUAAUAAUAAUGAUAUCAAUAAAAACAACAAAAUAAAGAACAGAGUUUUAACAUUAAGUGUUGCUACUGUAGAUGAUGGAAAACAGGAAUUAAUCAAUAUUACCAAAAAGUAUAUUAAGCAAUCCAAAACCAAUCAAAAUUUAGAAUUAAAUGAAUCUUUUGUAAAUUCAAACUUACCAAAUUAUAUUGGCGGUAUUAAUUUUGAACCCGAAGUAGCAUUAGAUUUUAGUGACAAACAAUUAUUUUCAGGAUUCCUUCCAUGGCAUGUUAAAUUAACAGAGUUUAUUAAAGUAGACCAUUUUCAUCAAUUUUAUUUUGAAAGAUAUUGUCAGUUUUUAAAAAGAUAUGGUAAUAUUAAAAAAAGAUGUGGAAAGUAA
Molecule: messenger RNA, 927 nt
Organism: Dictyostelium purpureum
Lineage: Eukaryota; Evosea; Eumycetozoa; Dictyosteliales; Dictyosteliaceae
Exons: 3
Coding region: 1-927 (308 amino acids)
Cellular component (GO): endoplasmic reticulum membrane; dehydrodolichyl diphosphate synthase complex
Molecular function (GO): ditrans,polycis-polyprenyl diphosphate synthase [(2E,6E)-farnesyl diphosphate specific] activity
Source: RefSeq, a predicted model, not a curated record